Messenger RNA from Aspergillus versicolor CBS 583.65, 4383 nucleotides. RefSeq lists its product as uncharacterized. Gene Ontology annotation, molecular function: calcium-dependent phospholipid binding; calcium ion binding; GTP binding. The record is from RefSeq and is a predicted model, not a curated record. Bases 1 to 4383 code for a protein of 1460 amino acids. Lineage: Eukaryota; Fungi; Ascomycota; Eurotiomycetes; Eurotiales; Aspergillaceae. The transcript is spliced from 5 exons. Gene Ontology annotation, cellular component: cytoplasm.
AUGGCGGCUACUGCAACAAGACCCCGGACUCCGGCCCGCGGCCAACCUCCUCUUGAAGCUCCUCCUAUCCCUACGGAAAAUGGUCAAGCCCAGGUAAAGGAUCGCAGAACAUCUUCAUCCUUGGGAUUCCUCCGUCGUUCCAAAUCGACUGAGCCAAUCAGCGAGAAGAGGUCUAGGAAGAAGAUGUCAAAAGCCCAGAUGGAAGAGGAACUCCGGCGCCAACGUGAAGCAGGCCCGAAACAACCUCCGCGCCUACCGGAUCUUUCGCCCCAACCGGUCAUUGAGACUUUCGGAGGAGAUGAAAAUCGCGACGGUGUUGCUGAUCUGGCCUCCCCUCUUUCACCAAGCCAACCUCGCCAGUCGCGUAGCGCCAUGAGCACUCCUGUGCCUCCGGACAACACCGACCCCUAUGCCCGAAGCGAGAGUAUGACCCAUCGCGGCCGCUACAGCUAUGCGAGUAGCUAUGUGAGCACUGUCAACAACCCGCGCAGACUACGCCGCCGCAAGGAUCCAACCCCGUAUAACAUCCUCGUUAUCGGUGCGCGAAAUUCGGGGAAGACUUCUUUCCUUAAUUUCCUCCGCAAGUCCUUGGAGUUGCCGCCGCACAAACACCCUUCUCGCUCGCCCGACGAAGUCGAAUAUGACAACCACAACCCCGCCAGUGAAGGGUACACCUCCCAUUAUCUUGAAACUGAGAUUGACGGCGAACGUGUGGGUCUGACCCUCUGGGACUCUCAGGGUUUGGAGAAGAACGUUGUUGACAUCCAGCUCCGUGGAGUCACGGGGUUCUUGGAGAGCAAAUUCGAAGAGACGUUGAAUGAGGAAAUGAAAGUUAUUCGCUCGCCCGGAGCUCGAGACACCCAUAUCCACUGCACGUUCUUGAUCCUUGACCCAUCACGAUUGGACGAGAAUAUUGCAGCCGCGGAGCGUGCUGCUCAGGGGGCCCCAAGAGCAUCCGAUUCCCGCGUCUUGGGUGUCCUUGACGAGAACCUUGACCUUCAGGUUCUUCGAAAGAUCAUCGGAAAGACUACUGUGGUUCCUGUGAUCAGUAAAGCAGAUACAAUUACCACCGCACACAUGGCUCAUCUAAGAAAAGCGGUAUGGGACAGUUUCAAGAAGGCCAAUAUCGACCCUCUCGAAAUCCUGACUCUUGAAGACCAGGAGGACUACACUUCAGAAGAAAGCGAAGAGGAAGAGGAGGAAGAGGAAAUUGCUGAUGAGGAGGCCGAAAUCUCGAAGGAUGAAGAUGCGCCCACCAAGACUGAAGAAGUCCCGAACGAGGAGGGUCCCGAGGCCGUCUCGCAAAAAACCCCAGCAUCUCCGCAGCGUAGCGAGGGCUCGCGUAAAGAAGAAGCCAACCCGGCGGCUAUUCCCCUCAUUCCUUUCUCGAUUCUAUCGCCUGACCGAUACUCGCUGGAAGAUGGGCCUGUUGGACGCAAAUUCCCCUGGGGAUUUGCUAAUCCCUAUGACCCAGAGCACUGUGAUUUUCUCAAACUUAAAGACUCGGUCUUUAGCGACUGGCGGUCCGAAUUGCGUGAAGCUAGCCGUGUUAUCUGGUAUGAGCGCUGGAGAACCAGCCGCCUGCACCGUCAUGAUCCCAUUGUUGCGCCGAAGCAAAAGACGUAUGGCGGCAGAGCAGGCCCUGAUUUCGGACGAGUCAUCAGUCCAUACAAGAGACCAAGCAGCGAAGCCAGCUGCUCACCUGCAGCCCGAGAAGAUGCAUUGUUAGCUCAGGAUGCGGCUCCAAAUGGCCGAGGAGGGUGGCAAGAAAUGCGGAUCGCAGAAUCAACAAAAUCGCAGAGCCAGUUGCCAAUAAUGAAUAAUGCCUGUUGCAGGGAAAGCAAAUUUUGGCUCUAUCGCCGCUUGUUCAGCUGGGUCAGACCCCUCGCUUCCAUGUCUCUCCGCGUCGAUGACCCACGGUCGCGAGGCCGUUCCAAGUCUCCCAGCGGCCGUACCCGUGAUCGUUCCACGUCUCGCGAUCCUCGUCUGCCUUCUCCCGGCCCGGAGCCCUCACGAAGAAGCGCAUAUCUAUCCGCCGACCCCGCGGGCGAGAAAGUGCGGACGAGAUCCAGAAGCCGCGGAGCCAGUCCUCUCCCCAGCUAUAGGAAAUCUAGCCGCUACGACUCCGACUCGGAGCACGACGCAAGAGAUUAUGCGCGCCGUCGAUCCGACCGAGACUAUUACGACCAUUCCGACUCGGAUGACAGCAGGGGCGCGUCGAAACGAAGUAGCCAGCGAUAUGCCCAGCCGCCGCCCCAGCGGAGAUCCGGGCAAAUCUCACGAUACUCGGAUGAGGAUGAUAUAUAUUCUUCGGACGAUGACCUGGCCUAUGGCGAUGGCCCCGGAGGAUUGGAUCGUGGGUAUUAUGGACACAAGAGUAGCUCCAGCAUCUCGGGACCUCCUCCGCUCAUGACCGGAGCGCUGAACAACCCCGGCGCCGGUCCAAAGAGCAGUGCGGAGGCAGUGAGCGGCUACUCCAGAUACGGCCAGGGUCAACCUGCGUAUUCUGGGCCUCCCCAUACUCAACCGACCUGGGCACCCGUCCCCGACUGUGAAAAGCCGGGUUUUGUGCCGCCGACAUCUCAAGGAGGAGACUCUAUGCCGGGAGCCUUUCCAGGCGCGACGUCUGGUCCACCACCUACCACACAGUAUAUGAGCCCAGACUCUGCGCAUAGCCCUUACGCACCCUGGAAUGCGCCACCUGCGACAUCUGGUGCCCCGUACGCACCUCCAGUUACCACUGCGAGCCACCAACGCAACCCGUCGGGCGACCCUAAACUAUACGCCAAUCCACCGGCGUACCAGUAUGCGCAAAUUGACCCUAAUGUCCGGUACUCGGCCAAACCCACGACUGGCUCCACGUAUUCGUCCCAUCCUAGGGCGGAGCCUUUGCCCAGCGGAGUUAGAUACUCUGCAACUCCUCAGUACCCAACAAGCUCUACAAGCGGCGCCGAUAGGGGGCCACAAUACGUUGAGGUUGCACCGGGCAGCCGAACUUCUGGUCGGCCCAGCAGCCUCAGCGUCUCAACAGGAAACAGCCUGGGCGUUGGGGGAGGCCAUGAUUCUAGUCACCCGCCUGCUAGCCCGCUGCUGGAAGCAUACAAGGGCACAUAUCAAAGCAUAUCCCCCAUGCCCUCGCCGAUUCUCAUAGCACCCAGAGAUGAUGACAUUUCAGAUCUUGAGCCACUGGACAACAGCACAGAUAGCGAGCGGCGGCGGAAGCGGAAGUCCAAGAAGUCCAAAGAAGAUGGCGGCCUCAAGGAACCAAAGGGCUCUAAAAGAGGCAGCAGCCGCGUCCGACACGAGCGCCAUGGUUCAAAAGAUGCCAGAGGUUCCGAUAAUAUGCUCGUAAUAUCCCCCAGCAGCUCAAGACGGAAGGUAUCAUUCUACGAUGCUACCGAUGACGCGCUUGCUUUGCGCGAUGCUCUAGCCCACACGCGUAACAUCGAGACCAAGACACUGAUACACGUGCUGCCUCAUUUGACCAACCACGAGAUGCUGGACCUCCGAAAGGAAUACAAGAAUCAUGUAAAAGUCCACGGAAAGGGAGUCAACCUGGCCAAGCAUAUCCGCGUCAAGCUCGGCAAUAGCGCCUUUGGAAAAGUGUGCUAUGCAACCGCACUCGGCCGUUGGGAAUCGGAAGCAUUCUGGGCCAACUGCUACUACCAAUCGGGGUCCUCUAGACGCGAACUCCUCAUCGAAUCCCUAUUCGGCCGCAGCAACGGCGAGAUGCGCGAGAUCAAGGAAACGUUCAGGGACUCGCGGUACGCCGACAGCUUAGAGAAAUGCAUGAAGGCCGAGCUGAAAGCAGACAAAUUCCGCACGGCCGUCCUUCUAGCCCUUGAAGAGGGUCGACAGAGCGAGCGCGAUUCCGUCGACUCAGACCUAGUUACCCGGGAUAUCCAAGCCCUACACUCAGCGCUCGUUUCGCGCAACGGUGGCGAAACAGCGAUGAUAUACAUCAUUGUCCGCCGGAGUGACUCGCAUUUGCGCGAAGUCCUGCGCGCUUAUGAGAAGAUCUACCAGCGGAACUUUGCGCGUGACAUGAUUCAGAAAUCUCAAAAUCUUGUCGGCGAAACCCUUGCACAUAUCCUCAACGGGGCCAUCAACCGACCCAUGCGCGACGCACUGCUUCUCCACCAGGCUCUCCAUGAAUCCCGUUCCGGCAAGGAGAGGUCAGAGCUUUUGAUCUCCCGCCUCGUCCGUCUCCACUGGGAACCUCGGCAUCUCGAAAAUGUGAAGGUUGAGUACCGUCGCCGGUAUGGUGAGCGACUAGAGGAGUCGAUUGCGGAGGAAAUCCUACCGUCUACCGGUGGGGCUGACUGGGGGGAGUUUUGUAUUCAGUUGGCGCAGAGCUCGAAGACGCAUGCUGCGAAGGACUGA